This is a messenger RNA of Dendrobium catenatum, 384 nucleotides long. Its product is annotated as RING-H2 finger protein ATL74-like. The transcript has a single exon. The coding region runs from base 1 to 384 and encodes 127 amino acids. Lineage: Eukaryota; Viridiplantae; Streptophyta; Magnoliopsida; Asparagales; Orchidaceae. The record is from RefSeq and is a predicted model, not a curated record.
AUGGCUGCUCCGAGUUACUAUUACUUCUUCAUGGGGCCGGCGGUGGCCGCCGUCUUCAUUAUUGUACUAAACGCUUUUGUAAUUGUCUUCUCAUCGUCGGUGAAGGAGUUGGUGGUGACUGGAAAGAUAAAGAGAGAAGAGUUGGAGCGGCGGAUUCCGACGAGGAGGUACGAGCGGAAGGAGGGGAACGGAGAGGAGGAGUGUUCGGUGUGCUUGUCGGCGUUCUUAGACGGCCAGAGAGUUCGGCGUUUGCUGGACUGUAACCAUUGUUAUCACGCUUCUUGUAUUGAUAGGUGGCUGAUGUCGCACGCGAGCUGUCCGAUUUGCAGGGCCGAUGUUUUGCCUUCGGUUAGGGCAAAAAGAGCGGUCAGCUGCGGAGUUUAG